AUGAUAGUCGGUCGUUAUUUACAAUUUAUUGACAAAAGUCAGUUACUAUAUAUACUAUCUAUCAUAAUUUGUUUGAAUGUGACAGAAACAAUAGCAAUAAAGUGCUUCUCAAAUCAAUUCGAGAAUAUGCAGGAGGAGAAUUGUGGACCAAACGGAUUCUGUUUUAUCAUCAGAAAAGAUAGUUUAAUCAGAGGAGGCAAUUUCACUGUUCGAGGCUGUGACCAUUCCUUCCUCUGCGAGCUGAUUAGUGAAACAGAAGGAGUGGAAAAAAUUGAAUAUAGCAGGGGGAAAAAAUAUUGCAUGAAUAAGGUGCAGUAUAUGAAUUUUUUCGGUUAUUUUUGCUGUUGUAACGAAGAUGAUUGGUGCAACAAGAGUACCAAAGGGGAGGAAAUAUCGGAAGAACGCAUUCUAGAGAAUUUAAUUCAAGGAAGAGCAACCAAAAAGAAGUGGCAGAAACUGCAGGAAAUCGCUGAAAAUCACGUUACCGCAGUUGAAUAA
Molecule: messenger RNA, 498 nt
Organism: Cercopithifilaria johnstoni
Lineage: Eukaryota; Metazoa; Nematoda; Chromadorea; Rhabditida; Onchocercidae
Source: the annotation of a GenBank genome assembly